Messenger RNA from Heteronotia binoei (common prickly gecko), 873 nucleotides. It is a transcript of the gene EDN1, whose product is annotated as endothelin 1. NCBI's taxonomy places the organism in Eukaryota, Metazoa, Chordata, Lepidosauria, Squamata, Gekkonidae. Gene Ontology annotation, biological process: regulation of systemic arterial blood pressure by endothelin; vein smooth muscle contraction; intracellular calcium ion homeostasis. The record is from RefSeq and is a predicted model, not a curated record. Gene Ontology annotation, molecular function: endothelin A receptor binding; hormone activity; endothelin B receptor binding. The transcript is spliced from 5 exons. Bases 1 to 627 code for a protein of 208 amino acids. Gene Ontology annotation, cellular component: extracellular region.
AUGGAUUGCGCGCGGCUCCUCGUGCCUCUGCUCGUCGUGCUCGGCCACGGAGCUCCGCGCGCAGCGGCUUCGGAUGCUCAGCUCAGCGCCGGCCAGAAGCUGCCCUCCAGCGCCCCCUGGCUUCUGCGCAGGUCCAAGCGCUGCUCCUGUUCUUCCCUGGAAGACAAGGAGUGCGUCUACUUUUGCCACCUGGACAUCAUCUGGAUCAACACGCCAGAGCGGAUUGUGCCGUAUGGACUUGGGGGUCCUUCUCGAACCAAGCGGUCACUGGAAGACUUAACUUUUGCGAAUCUAGAAGAGACUCACGACAGAUGCCAGUGUGCUAACUUAAAAGACAAGAAGUGUAGAAACUUCUGUCAGAAUGGAAAGCAAGAAUGGGCCCAAUCUACAACAGAGAGAGGCUCAAAAUCCCUUCCUAAAGACAGGGAUUGCAAAGGUCUGACCUGCACAUUCCUGCAGCUGGCUAGCAGCAAGAAAGUGAGAAGGUUAGAGGCCAUCGGUAACCAGAUCAAAGCAUCCUUUAAUGCCGCCAAACUGAAGAGCCGGCUGCACAAACGAAAACAUCUGAAGCAUAACCGAACGUAUAAAAAACAAAAUGUUUGGGAAAGCCUAAAGAUGACAUCUUAGUGGAAAGAUCAUCAUCUCUAAUCCUUUGAGUCAUUGCCAAUUACUGACUAAACACUGUCGAAGUUCUGUUUUGACUUCUUGACAUUCCACUCGGGCAGAUGAUCACCGAGGAAUGUUGAUCUAAAUAUUAACCCUCAAAAGGUAAAGGGAGGGCCAAAAUGAAUCUUCCAUUUGGAGAGAAGACAACAAAGACUUGGAACCGCUGCCUGGCCUUUUGGAAUUCCGUCGGACAGGUUGGACCAAAGA